Molecule: messenger RNA, 720 nt
Organism: Polyodon spathula (Mississippi paddlefish)
Lineage: Eukaryota; Metazoa; Chordata; Actinopteri; Acipenseriformes; Polyodontidae
Product: 60S ribosomal protein L19
Exons: 6
Coding region: 89-670 (193 amino acids)
Biological process (GO): translation
Cellular component (GO): ribosome; cytosolic large ribosomal subunit
Molecular function (GO): RNA binding; structural constituent of ribosome
Source: RefSeq, a predicted model, not a curated record
AGUUCGGCGUAGUGGGAUCUCCCCGGCCUGAUAAUGGUAGAUUCCGGUCCUCUGCUAACUCUUUCUUUUCUCUCGUUCAGCAGCAGCCAUGAGGCUUCAGAAGCGGUUGGCAUCAAGUGUCCUCCGAUGUGGUAAGAAGAAGGUGUGGCUGGACCCCAACGAGACCAAUGAGAUCGCCAACGCCAACUCCCGCCAGCAGAUCCGCAAGCUGGUGAAGGAUGGGCUCAUCAUCCGUAAGCCGGUGACUGUGCACUCGCGCGCUCGCUGCAGGAAAAACACGCUGGCUCGCCGCAAAGGCCGGCACAUGGGCAUCGGUAAGAGAAAGGGUACUGCCAAUGCCCGUAUGCCAGAGAAGCUGUGCUGGAUGCGCCGCAUGAGAAUCCUGCGCCGUCUGCUGCGCCGGUACCGUGAGUCCAAGAAGAUCGACAGACACAUGUACCACAGCCUGUAUCUGAAGGUGAAGGGAAACGUCUUCAAGAACAAGCGCAUCCUGAUGGAGCACAUCCACAAGCUGAAGGCAGACAAGACUCGCAAGAAGCUCCUGGCUGACCAGGCCGAGGCCCGCAGGUCCAAGACUAAGGAAGCCCGUCGGCGCCGUGAGGAGCGCCUGGCCGCCAAGAAGGAGGAGAUCAUCAAGACUCUGUCCAAGGAGGAGGAGAGCAAGAAAUAAACACCUGUCCUCCCCUGCCUGCCACAAUAAUAAAGUGUACAGAAAAAGUG